Molecule: messenger RNA, 1107 nt
Organism: Pelmatolapia mariae (spotted tilapia)
Lineage: Eukaryota; Metazoa; Chordata; Actinopteri; Cichliformes; Cichlidae
Product: pro-cathepsin H-like
Exons: 12
Coding region: 9-998 (329 amino acids)
Cellular component (GO): lysosome
Molecular function (GO): cysteine-type endopeptidase activity
Source: RefSeq, a predicted model, not a curated record
UGGAGAGUAUGGCUCUGACUGUUGUGUGGUUUAUUACUGCCAUUUUUAGCUUUGUCCAUUUAUCACCUUUAAUUUCAGUCAAAGAAGAAUAUGCUUUCAAGCAGUGGAUUUCAGAGCACAACAAAGUUUAUGGCACUGAGGAAUAUCACCACAGACUCCAUGUGUUCACUCAAAAUAAGAGGACAGUUGAUCAGCAUAAUGCUGGGAAUCACUCCUUCACAAUGGGCCUGAACCAAUUCUCAGACAUGACAUUUGGGGAAUUCAAGAAAUUCUACCUUUUCACGCAACCUCUGACUUGCUCAGUCACUAAAGGCAGUCACGUCAAAAGGACAGGUCCUUAUCCUGAGUUUGUAGACUGGAGGAUGAAGGGCGACUUUGUGACUCCUGUGAAGGACCAGGGGUUUUGUGGCAGCUGUUGGACCUUCUCCACCACUGGCUGUCUGGAGUCAGUGAAUGCUAUUGCUACUGGGAAACUAAUACAAUUGUCUGAGCAGCAGCUGCUGGACUGUUCCAGAAAUUUUAGCAACUAUGGAUGCUUUGGUGGGCUCCCCAGUCAGGCAUUCGAGUACAUCAAAUACAGCAAGGGUCUCAUGAGAGAGGAGGAUUAUCCCUACAAAGCCUUUGAGGGAAAAUGCCAUUUUGAGCCUUCACUUGCAGCUGCGUUUGUCCGAGAUGUUGUCAAUAUAACAAGUUAUGAUGAAAAGGCCAUGGUCGAUGCAGUGGCCCGGCUCAACCCUGUCACCUUUGGCUUUGACGUUACAGCUGAUUUUAAGCACUACAAAGAAGGUGUUUACUCCAGCACCCAGUGUAAGAACACAACAGACAAAGUGAAUCAUGCAGUCCUGGCGGUGGGGUAUGGCACUGAGAAGAACGGCGUGCCGUAUUGGAUUGUGAAGAACUCUUGGGGCACAGCCUGGGGAAAGGAUGGAUAUUUUUUGAUCGAGCGUGGAAAAAACAUGUGUGGACUGGCUGCCUGCUCUUCUUACCCUCUACCUUAAGCAUUUGAAUAAAAGGGCAACAAAGUGGAAACUCUUGAGCAUGUGUGUAUCGAAAUGUAUUUUAUUCAGCCUAAAGGCCUGAUCUCAACUUAGGGUUUCUAACAUGUUU